This is a messenger RNA of Gryllus bimaculatus (two-spotted cricket), 293 nucleotides long. NCBI's taxonomy places the organism in Eukaryota, Metazoa, Arthropoda, Insecta, Orthoptera, Gryllidae. The record is from the annotation of a GenBank genome assembly.
UAAACACUUGAACUCUGUGUGUAUUCGUAUGUAUGUUGUUUAUGAUUAAAUGUAAAAUGUAUGUGAUUUAUCUGAAAUAUAAUAAUACAAAGCAAAUAGGCAUAACUUACACAAAUUACAAUUAUUUAAUUAGCAAAAUAAAUUAAUGUACUUUUGUAAUACCUUUUUAGAAUACAGUGAAUGAAAAUAUCAACAUGUUCAAUAUUGAGGCUAACUUUGAAUCUUCAGUGAAUGCAGUGAAACAAAGUAUUGACUUUUCCAUGGUUGAGGUUGAUUCUUCAAAAUCUUCUGAG